Messenger RNA from Penicillium lagena, 1236 nucleotides. RefSeq lists its product as uncharacterized. Lineage: Eukaryota; Fungi; Ascomycota; Eurotiomycetes; Eurotiales; Aspergillaceae. Bases 1 to 1236 code for a protein of 411 amino acids. The record is from RefSeq and is a predicted model, not a curated record. The transcript has a single exon.
AUGCCUCCAGCCAUCUUGCGAAGCAGCCCAGAGCUCAAGAUAGUUCUGGAAAAUGGGACUACCUACAUGAGCGGCGAGACAAUCUGUGGUCAUGUGCUCCGAAAGUCCCCCUCUGUGGACCCGGAUACCUCUAUUUUCGUUCGUCUCCACGGGCGGACCGAGGUGAAAAUCUCUAGUGGGGGCAUGACACAACAAAUGAUUCGCAGUUGUUUCAACUUCUUCGAUGGCUCUAGCGAAGCCCUUCAGAUACAUCAGGGCCCUAUCCACAUCCCGCCCAAUAGUUCCGAGUACGGGAGAUGGCCGUUUGCCAUUAUACUCCCUAAACACCCUAACCUAGCGUCUUUGAAAAGGAAUAACGAAGAUGAAAAGAGUUUUUUACCUCUUAGUGACGUCUCAUCGCAAGGACUGCCUCCGACCUUUUGGGUGAAGGACCGGAAAGGUGGUCGACAUACCGAAGGAUUUGUGGAGUAUUACCUAGAAGCGACGAUGUGUUGCAGCAGCAAGCAAAAGGAUCCGUUUGGCAAGAAAAAGCAUAAAGAAUUCCAGGCUAUUCAACCACUCUAUGUGCAAUCGAACUCGUCGCCAAUUCCUAACGCCCUGAACACCAAGCAUCGUUCUGAGUUUAGGCUAGACUUUAGACCUUCUAUCGGCCAAACAAUGAAGAAGAUGCUUGGUUCAUCCCAAAGUCCAGGCUAUUCGUUCUCUCUCAAGUGGGACUUUGCCACUGACCUACAGAUCGGAAGCCCCACUACUAUUCCUUUGCGGUUGCAAGCAAACACAAUUUGGAAGGAUACAAGUGAAGUCCGACAAACAAUGCCGCCAACGAUUCUAGUCAAGCAGUUCACUCUGGCCCUGAUAUCGACAGUGCACUGCAAUUGCAAGCAGUUAAAGUUUCAUCCUGACGGAAUACGGGCAAACUCCUCGCUCAUCUUAGCGGAAUAUACUUGGUCUAAAGCCAAUGGAACACCGCCGAAGGCUCAAUCGCAUGCACCUCCGGGCGCAGAUAUGCUCAUUGUACCUCAGAAUAGUACAUCUGUUAUCGACCUAGGUAGUGCUCUAGGGAUACGGACACCCACGAGCUCUAGAGGGGCGGAGAUAUACCCGACAUUCACGACAUACAAUAUUAAGAAUGAACAUCAUAUUGAGUGGGAGCUGACACUCACAGCUGCCGGAGAAGUUGCUAAGUGUGGAGGAUAUCAACCAGUUACUGUGAUAGGGCCAAGCUCCAACUUGUGA